AUGUCUUAUAAGAUCCCUCGUUCAGAGGCUCUUGAAAUUAAUGAAUCACCAAGUAGACUCAAAAGCUCCUUCUUUAAAAUUAAGUCUAUGGCUUCACAUAACCUCCAUGAUCAUUGGGGAGUUAUCUGGGGGAAUUUUCAAACACUAUUAGGUGAAGUAACAACUAAGGACUUACUAACUGAAACUCAUUGGAAAAUACCAAGAACAUUUAAACUUAGAAAAGAGCAACAUGGAAGUCAUGUAUUUUUAUUGAAUAUUAUGUCUUAUCCAGAUUUGGCUAAACGUCAAUUAAUGAUGGAAUAUUGUCAAAAUACCCCUCGGAUACAAGAAAUACAAAAUAAAAUUAAAAGUUAUGGAAUGAAUCAAUAUUAUAAAUCAAUUCCUUUAAAAGCAUCAAUUCAUGUUGAUAGACCAACAGAAAUAAGAAUUCAAACUACACAUAUUCCAACAUAUUAUCAAUAUGAGUUUGGAGUUCAAAAAUUUGAUGAAAAUGAUGUUGAUAUUGUUGUUUUUACUCUUCAUAUACCAUUUAUGGUUACAUGUCCAACAGGAUAUCCAGUGAUUGUUGUUGAUGUUGGAGUGUAUUUGCCUAAAGGAAUAAUCAAUCAUAAAUCAUUCCAUGAUUCAUUUUAUGAUUAUAUUAAUCGUAUUUUCUUUUAUUAUCAAUUAUUAAAUAUCACAGUAAACAAGGAAGAAUCUACAAAUUACCUUAAUGAACAAUUACUUACAUUUAUUGAUAAAAUUGAUGAAUUUAUUCAAUUGUUAUACUCAAAAAAACAAUAUCAUCUUCAAUUACAAUUCAUUUAUGAAGGCCAUUCAUUUAUGGAACGUGCUCGAUAUAUUUCAUCAAUUAUUUCUGGUUAUCUUCGAAGUUAUUACACAGUUUGUAUCCCAACUUCUACUGAUGAAAUUAAUGAUAUCUCAUUAUUAUUAGAUCAGUUUUCUUCUUCAACAAUGAUGGAGUUACACUCAAAUAAUCUUACUGUUCAAAUCAAUCCAUUUUUUACUGUUCAAUUUGUUACAACUAUCGAAUCAACAGAUUAUUUUAUUUUUCCAUUUCCUUUAUGUCUCAUUGUAACAAAACAACUUUCAGUAGAGACAAUGAAAGAAGUUAAUAUAAUUUCUUAUUAUGCCUCAAGAGCAAGUUAUUUCAUUAACACCAUUGACAAAGCACUAAAACUUGAAAAUCCAUUCCCUCAAAUAAGUCCAAUUGAAUUAUUACUCCCUUUGGACCAUGAAUUUAUUAUUGAAGAUCUUGUAAAACGAUCUAUUGAAUUAAUUGAUAAACGUAAAACAUUAAUAGCUGAAUACCUAUUUAAAGAGAUAUCAAUCUUAUUAAUGAGUAAAGCAAGUAUUCUAUAUAAUGAACUAUUGACACUAAACAUACCAUUUGGUAAAACAAUAAUAGAAAAAAUGGAGUCUUGUCUUGACUUACAAAAAGCAGACCUUCAACUAAUUAUUUGCAUGUUAAAAUAUGAACAACCUAUCAUAGUAGCAAAGUUUCAUGAAGCACUAACAGAAGCACUAGCUGAGGAGAACCAAAUCAAAAAGAACUUUUUUUAA
Molecule: messenger RNA, 1563 nt
Organism: Entamoeba dispar SAW760
Lineage: Eukaryota; Evosea; Mastigamoebida; Endamoebidae
Exons: 1
Coding region: 1-1563 (520 amino acids)
Molecular function (GO): guanyl-nucleotide exchange factor activity
Source: RefSeq, a predicted model, not a curated record